This is a messenger RNA of Cuscuta europaea, 1891 nucleotides long. The record is from the annotation of a GenBank genome assembly. NCBI's taxonomy places the organism in Eukaryota, Viridiplantae, Streptophyta, Magnoliopsida, Solanales, Convolvulaceae.
GGUCAUGCGGCAUGGACUGCUCUCAGCUCCACGACAGCAGAUUCCCAAGGAAUCGUCUCCUCACGCCCAGAGCAGACUAUUUCGCCUUCAAUCGUAAUAGACGCUACUGGAGAAGUGCCAGUCAACACCAGCAUCGCAGACACCAACAUGCGCACCAGCUCGUGACCAACCGCUAUACGCAUACAGGUUACAACAACUUCCCCUGUAAACCGACUGGGCACAAAACAAUAAGUGAUUUCGAAUCAGGGCUCAACCUAGAGGAAAGACGAUGCAAAACCGACCACCGACAACGAAUUUGGUCACACAGUCAACACCCACCACCCAGAUUUACGGCAAGGGAAUCUGAGGAAGGAUGGUGCACGGUCAGAUAUAGGGGACGCCAAAGCUCUCGGAAUACAGGGCGACAGGGCCCUCUCCCCAACCAACAUCUCCCGGAGCGUCAACGCCUCAGAGAAAAAACAAUCACAGGUAACUCUUAUCGCUACCUAAACUUAGCAAUUGAGGACGAUAACCCUAAUUCGGCAGAAAUCACCCAGAACAAAAUAGAUUCAAGCGAUAAAAAUGGGGCAAGGGUAUCAAGCGCUCAAAAUUCUUCAGCCUGGGAGGGACACAUGGCGAAAUCCGGACGAAAUACAGGAGACAUAGAGCGUGUCAAGCCGGUCCCUUUGUUUGAUAGUUCAGCCGUAGACAUACAGCCUGUCAAGGUUAUGCGAGCACCUGCUUUCAAUCGUCCCUUCACAUGGGCAGAUUUGGUAAGGUCUGAUAAAGACGAACUUAUUGACGUGGCAGCUCUUACUCGGUCAAUCUGAACCCACACCUCUGUACAAAAGGAAAGACAAUUGACCCCAGUCAAAACCAAUGAUAGGGACCAGGCCGAAAUUACUCAGCCACAGGAUAUUAUAGAGGAAAAAUUCGAGUUCUUUGGAGAAGAGGGUUUCGAUUCUAUAAAAAUAGAAUAUAAAUUAUUUAGAUUUGCCGUUCGAAACAGCUACAUUGUCAUUUUGCAAAUAAAUAAAUCCUCGCUGCACAGGAUAAAUAUGCAAACCGAACUAGUACCUCAGCUCUAUCAGUAUAUUUAUCAUCUCUCAAGUUCAGACAGCUGUAAAUUUAGGCAGCGUAGAAGAUUUGGCUCGAUCACAGUUUCUACGGAAUUUGAUGCAAGGGGCUGGAACUUGAAAAUGGCUAAAGAAAAAGGAAGCUACAUCCUCAUCCCAAUGGGCCCAAAAAAGUCAGGGCUGCUUGACUUUCUGGCAAUUUUUUCAAAUUGUGUGGGAUGAACUACUUUAGUGCAGGAGGAACCAAUGAACUUGGUGCACGAAACUUCGACAGACACUCAGGAAAUUACAUCCAUUUCCAAACUAAUAUUUAAUUUUGAAAUUCAGAGAGCAUAUCCAGAAAUACAACCUUUUUUUCAGAAAAAACAACCCAAGAUAGCUCUUCUACAGGCGUAUUCCGAUGCCUCAGACAGCUUUGACCCAUCAGAUGACUCAUACUUCUCAGACGACUUCCUGGGACACGCAACGGAGUGCGAUCGCCGACCCCCUAUUUCAGAACAGGAAGAUAUAAGGGACUCCAAAUUCAACAAAGCAAUUUGUUAUAAAUCUCAGUUCAUUACUUCAGAUAAUUGCAUCCCAACAGACAAUCUGAACACUCAGCUCAAAAUCUACAGAAAAGCCCAGAAGAACAAAAGGCGCCAUAGUAUGAGAACUAGGUCUCAGUCAAAGCAAUUCCCCUGGGUUUUAAAAUCCUUUAUUUUAUUUCUAUUCUGACGUGUAUUUUCUUUAUGUGCUUUUUUUUCUUCUAUUUGUAACCUUUCUUUAUUUGAAUAAAAUUCCUUUAAUUGUAACCUUUCUUUAUUUGAAUAAAAUUCCUUUACUUAUCAAAAAAAAAA